Linum tenue is the source of this 528-nucleotide messenger RNA. NCBI's taxonomy places the organism in Eukaryota, Viridiplantae, Streptophyta, Magnoliopsida, Malpighiales, Linaceae. The record is from the annotation of a GenBank genome assembly.
AUGAAUGACGGAAUAGAGUCAAGGUUUAAUGAUAGAGUGGUGGAACUACUGAAGUUGAGCUCAAGUUUGGUUCCUAAAGAUGGGUAUAAGACGUUCGACAUUGCUGCUAUCUGUAAGCUUGCAAAGGAGUAUUAUCCUCUUGAUUUUUCAGAAGAGGAAAUGGAUACAUUAGAGUUCCAGUUGGGGCUUUUUCGAAUUGAAAUUCCUAACCAUUCUUCUUUGCUGAAGCUAUCGUCUAUUUCUGAGUUAUGUCAGGGAUUAACAAAGACAGAGUUGUCAAAGGACUUCUAUCUUGUUGACAGGCUGAUUCGUCUUCUCCUCACUCUUCCAGUUUCUACUGCUACAGGUGAACGUGCAUUUUCGGCUAUGAAGAUAGUGAAGAAUAGACUGCGAAACAAGAUGAAUGAUGAAUUUCUUGCUGAUAGUUUAGUUAUUUAUAUUGAAAGAGUGAUAGCUAAAAGUUUUAGUUUAGAUGCUAUUUUGAGUGAUUUCAAUGAUCUCAAAGAACGUCGUGUACUUCUUAAAUAA